This is a messenger RNA of Acaulospora colombiana, 486 nucleotides long. Lineage: Eukaryota; Fungi; Glomeromycota; Glomeromycetes; Diversisporales; Acaulosporaceae. The record is from the annotation of a GenBank genome assembly.
ACGGCGCAAACAAGUCUUAAAUCUACCUUAUAUAGGGAUAUGGAACCCAGCCAAUUGAGAACUGAAGCCGCCGUAAGGCCGCUCUUGACGAACCUGGAUGACUUAGAGCACGUAGCGGAAGUUCAAGUUCUCGAAAUCCGUCAUAUCCAGGAACCGUUUCUCGACUCUGACUUUGGUCAUCGCGCCAGUCUUGGGGUCAGCGACCUCAAGCCAUCCAUACUCCCCGAAUUUCUCCUUUUCUUCUUCGGUCGUAGCCGCUGCUGCUGCUCCAUCACGGAUCUUGUUGCACCUAUUGAGGUACCAUCGGAGAGUAAGAAUGAUGAGGACUUGGACGCAUUGCGAAGUCUAGAGGAAAACAGAUAUUUACCGAUGAGCCACAUGGCGUGCAUUGUGAGCUUUUUAGUAUGUCCAGAGGUGGUGGUAGUGAUCCAUGAAAGGGAGAGGGCGGCAGCUGGACCAUUUGCGACUAAUCAGGGAAGACUUUUA